AUACUAUUCAUCAUUAUUCACAGGCUGUGCGAGUGGCUAAGUGGUUUACGAUAAAGUUACUGACAAGGUGUCCCACCUGCUCAACUUACUCAAUGGCGGAGGUACAACGGUACAAGGACAAAGUGACAUUAGUCACAGGAGGAUCUAAAGGCAUUGGGAGGGGCUGCGUUGAAGUAUUCGUGAAACAUGGCUCGAAGGUGGUGUUUUGUGCAAGGGGAGAAAAGGAAGGAAGAGAACUAGAAGCAGAAAUGAACAAGCGAGGUCCCGGAGAAACUUUUUUUCUCACGUGUGACGUUUCCAAAGAAGACGAUAUCAAGAAUGUGGUUGCCAAAGCAGUUGAGAAAUAUGGAAGGAUCGAUUGUCUCAUCAAUAAUGCCGGACAACACCCCCGACACAAGCCAAUAGACGAUAUAUCUGCUGAUGAUUUUCGCCGUCUACUGGAUGUCAAUCUUAUCAGCAUGUUCCUGUUUGCCAAGUUUGCAUUGCCACAUCUAAGGAAAACUAAGGGAAACAUUAUCAACGCAUCAAGUCUAGUUGGAAAGAUAGGUCAGCCGGGAGCCACGCCAUAUGUCUCCACAAAGGGAGCCAUCACCUCCUUCACCAAGGCUCUGGCUAUUGACGAGGCCGAACAUGGAGUUCGGGUGAAUGUAUUUUCCCCUGGUAACGUCUGGACCCCUAUGUGGGAGCAGGGAGCCAGUUUUGCCCCAGAUCCCGCGGAGUCUAAACAGGCUGGAGAAGAUGCGCAGCUGAUUGGACGAUACGGUACAAUGGAGGAGAGUGGACUUCUGUGUCUGUAUCUGGCCGCUGAUGCUACCUUCUGUACUGGUAUAGACGUGAAUCUGUCGGGCGGGGCAGAACUGGACUAUGGAUAUAAAAACAGGACGAAAAAACAUCAAACUUGGAGAAAGACUCAAGAUUAAUGUCAUCCACACCGUGUAGUAGUGUUGCUUUAAUGAUCAUGCAAUGCUCCAUGUUAUAUAGUAAUACUUUAAUGAUGCUGUAAACCUAUUAAGAGUUUCCACUGAUUAUUCAUCCGUGUACAUCUGUCUUGUAUUCUGUAAACGUGUCUAUGCUUGAUACCAUUAAGAUGAAGAAAAUGGACAUUGAACCAAUGAGGUAGCUCCCUUGUCGAAUUACAAUGAACAUAUUCAUAUGUGCACUUCUGACUAGGAAAAGACUUUUGAUUCCUGAUCAAUAAAAUUAUCUUAAAAGAAAAA
Pecten maximus is the source of this 1217-nucleotide messenger RNA. RefSeq names its product 17-beta-hydroxysteroid dehydrogenase 14-like. The record is from RefSeq and is a predicted model, not a curated record. The transcript is spliced from 9 exons. Gene Ontology annotation, molecular function: estradiol 17-beta-dehydrogenase [NAD(P)+] activity. Gene Ontology annotation, cellular component: cytosol. Gene Ontology annotation, biological process: steroid catabolic process. Bases 93 to 920 code for a protein of 275 amino acids. Lineage: Eukaryota; Metazoa; Mollusca; Bivalvia; Pectinida; Pectinidae.